This is a messenger RNA of Chanos chanos (milkfish), 3672 nucleotides long. RefSeq names its product pleckstrin homology domain containing, family M (with RUN domain) member 2 (gene plekhm2). Gene Ontology annotation, cellular component: endosome membrane. Lineage: Eukaryota; Metazoa; Chordata; Actinopteri; Gonorynchiformes; Chanidae. Gene Ontology annotation, biological process: regulation of protein localization; Golgi organization; lysosome localization. Gene Ontology annotation, molecular function: kinesin binding. The coding region runs from base 117 to 3221 and encodes 1034 amino acids. The transcript is spliced from 20 exons. The record is from RefSeq and is a predicted model, not a curated record.
UUGAUCCCGUGCUAACCUUUAGCCUGCAUGAAGCGAUUUCUGGACAAUACAAGCACAGCCACACAUCACCCAUUGGAAAUCAGCUGACAUCCGCUGGCGACCAAGGAGACCCAGUCAUGGAUCAACUCAAAGUCAAAGAUAGAAUAUUGGAAAACAUUUCUCUCUCCGUCAAGAAGUUGCAGAGUUACUUUGCAGCCUGUGAGGAUGAGACGCCAGCCAUCAGGAAUCACGACCGUGUUCUUCAGCGACUCUGCGAGCACCUAGACCAUGCUUUGCUUUAUGGGCUGCAGGAUAUCUCAUCAGGUUACUGGGUCCUUGUUGUACACUUCACACGCAGAGAGGCCGUCCGGCAGAUAGAGGAGCUCCAACACAUAGCAACCAAUCUUGGCCGAAGUCGUGCUUGGCUGUACUUAGCAUUAAGUGAAAGUUCAUUAGAAAGCUACCUCCGCCUUUUCCAAGAGAAUCAAGGACUUCUGCAGAAAUAUUAUUUCAAGAAUGCAUUGGUAUGCAGCCAUGACCACCUCACCUUGUUCCUUACGCUUGUGUCUGGACUUGAGUUCAUUCGCUUUGACCUCGAACUGGAUGUUCCAUACUUGGAUGUUGCACCGUAUAUGCCUGAAUACUACAAACCUCAGAACCUUCUGGAUUUUGAGGAAAGGUUGCCAAGCUCUGAUAGCCUUUCACUGCAUUCUUUCACUUCCCUCACCUCCACUAACCUGGAGUGGGAUGACAGUGCCAUUGCCCCCUCUAGUGAAGAUUAUGAUUUUGGUGACAUCUUCCCUGUGUUGCAGUCAAUGCCGAGUGCAGACUGGGAAGAAGGAGACCUGACUGAUCCGGUCAGUGGGCCUCGCUCCGGUGCCUCAGACCCACAGACAGUGGUCAGUGACACAGUGGUGCUCCGGACAGGUGGGGUCUUGGUGAGAACGACGUCUCUGUCACGGAGUCCUACUUUUCGACACAACCCCUUCAACGAAGACUCUGACACUAACACUUCGGCUGAUGUUACCCCAGUUCACACAGCGAACCGCCAGGAUAGCACUCUGGGAGAGGAUACAGAGAGUACCAGCACAGAGCUGGAGGUCAUUAGGAUGGCCAGACGCAGGAGACCAGGAAAGAAACGCCGUGGGAAGGGAUCAACAGACUCCGUUAGCAGUGGCCGCAACGGACCUUCACCAGAACAGACAGAGACUGAAGACGGCUCUCACGUUGUCUGUGAGAGGGAGACCUUGGAGGACGUUCACACCGGGGACAGUUGGAGUCCCCUGGAUGGGCCUGAAGGCUCAAUGUCUGAUUCAGUCAGGAUGAGGGGAGAGGGAGACAACGAGGAUACUGAAGCACUGCUGCGACUCCCAGAAAUGACUGACACUUCCAUGGACAGUGUUGGGGAACCCCUACAAGACGUGAUGGAUAGACUAAACGGUGCUUUAGACGCAGAGGGCUGGGAGCAGCGUAAGGAGGAUGAAGAGGAGGGACUUGUUGGUGAAAUGAGAGAUCGUGACGAUGUUGUUGGGAUUAAACGUGCUGCUCUGCUCUCUCAACAGCAGCCCUUUCGAGAGGAUUCAGGGGGCGAGCCACCCGACCCAGAUGACCGGUCGUGUCCUCUUGCCCCGAGCCCCAACUUCCUGCAGGCCCCCCCAGCUCCUGCAGACUUCUACUGCUUUACCCGUGACAGUCCAGAAUCUUCUGCCCAGAGUAGUGGGCACGAUGACCCUUCAGGGCAUGGCCAGCCGCAGACUUUUUCUAGUAGCCAUGAAGAUGAGGGAGAAGGAGAGACAGCAACAGCAGAACAAGAUGUCACCCACUCUUUAAAGAAGGAGAGUGAGAGAGGUGUGGUGCUAGAGAAUGGCUCCUCUCCAAAUAGAACAGAGGAGGAGGAGGAGGAGAGAGGAAGUCCUACUGAAAUCCCACACCCGGCUGAGUUUAGGGUGGAUAACAACCACUUGCUACUCCUCAUGAUUCAUGUCUUCAGAGAGAAUGAAGAGCAGCUCUAUAAAAUGGUGAGGAUGAGUACAGGACACAUGGAGGGGGAUUUGCAGCCGCUCUAUCUGCUUCUGACAGACUGUUACAUCUACCUGCUCCGGAAAGGCGCAGCAGAAAAACCCUACACAGUGGAAGAGGCAGUGUCAUACAACGAGCUGGACUACAUCUCUGUGGGAUUGGAUCAUCAGACAGUCACUCUGGUGUGCACCAACAGACGAAGACAGUUCCUGCUCGACGCUGCAGACUCCUCACUAACCAUCUGGUUUCUAGGUGUUCUGAAGUCAGCCAUGAUAAAAGGUUGCAGGGAGCCUCCAUACCCCUCUGUGUUGACUGAUGCCACCAUGGAGAAACUGGCCCUCACCAAGUUUGUGUGUCAGGAGUCCCGUUGCGAAGUGUCUGAGGUCAGUAUUCGGCUGUACUCCCUGGUACACUGGGAGGAUCCCAUGGAUGCCACUGUAACCCCACAAACACCAACAGGCUCUGGAGAAUCCAGCAGCACUAAAGAGGGUCCUCUGCUGUACCGAGCAGGGACCACUUACCUGGGCAAGGAGCUGUGGAAGAGCUGUUACUUGGUGCUUAGUAAUGGCAUUCUGUACCAGUAUGCUGAGAGAACCGAUGGGAUUCCUCUGCUCUCCAUCACCAUGGGGGGUGAGCACUGCGGUGGCUGCAGACGCUCCAACAGCUCAGAACGACCGCACGCGUUCCAGGUUAUUUUGACGGAGAGGCCUCCUCUGGAACUGAGCGCCGAGAAUGAGCAGGACAUGGCCGACUGGAUGCAGCUGCUCUGUCAGUCUGUCUCUAAAGGGGUGAUCCCACAGGGAGUAGCACCCACGCCCUGUAUCCCGUGCUGCCUUGUUCUUACAGACAGGAAGUUGUUGACGUGCCAUCAGGACUGUCAGACUAGUUUCUUUCGUUCGCUGGGUGGAGCUGAUCUGUGUGAUGUUACAGCUGUCUGUGUGGAGGGAGACAAAGAAUACUGUGUUAUUGAGUUUGCUGCAGAUCGGGCUCAGUUUCUCCCUCCCUGGGUCCUGUACUUCAGUGGCUAUGAGGAGAGAAAUCGUCUCCUUGAAGAACUCGACACAGCAUGGAAAGACAUUUUUAUGGUGUCUUUACCUCGGAAGGGCGUGUCAGACCCCUCUGUGCAGAAGAGAUGUAGGGAGGCACUGGAGCUGAUGAGGAGUGCAUGGCAGAGGAGCGACAGUCUCCACAGAGGGAGAUCACACAGGGAGCCGUGGUGCUGAGGGCCGACCGAUCAGAGCUGAGAACUACACGACAGCAGGGCUGGGAGGACUCGCACAAGCAUGCUUGCAUUUUUGUUCUUUUGAUGUUGGCACAAACAGGAAAUGUUUUUGACCUCAGAUGCUGAUACUGUCGAGUUCUGCACUGUCUACAUCAGAAAGGAAGUAAAUCAGGUGACAUUUCUAGGUUAUGGAACUUUUAAAGAUGGCGUACUUGACAUUUUGAAUUAAUGAUUAGAUAGGUGGGAAUUGACCCUUGCACAGAUAUCCGAGUGGUUAUGUUAAAAUUCUCUAUGUAGCUAAUAAGGAGGUCUGUGGAUGAAAAAAAGACACUCCAUGCUUUAAUAACAUUCUGCACAAAAGUUUGUUAACAGAUCAAUGAGGUUAACAGACCCAGAAAUACUCGCGUGUAUUAUAUGUUUGCAUACAGUAUCAGUUAUAUAAGGAAUGAGAA